GGAGCUCAAAGCAGACAAUCAGAUUGCAAAAAGGAGCACUCAGAAGCGCAAGUGACAUUUCGUUAAGAGAGGAGCUAACCCGCGGAGUUCGUCAGCACUUUGAAGAGCGCAAAACCUAUACCGGCUAUUAAGUAGAAGGAAUACAUUAAUGCCAAUAUACAAGAAUCGCUGAAAGGUAUCUCUGUAAACUGGAGUGAAUAAUUUAGCUAAGUAUCUAACAUUUGGCACAGAAUACCAUACAAAUUUGAAGAGGUUCUCCACCAGACAAGAUGAAUCGAUGCACAGCUGCGUUACUUUUGUUGGUUAUUGCCAUAUAUUUUCUCAACGUAGAAGCAUACAAGUGCAGGUGCACACGGAAAGGGCCAAAGAUCCGGUAUAAGGAUGUGCAGAAACUGGAAUUCAAACCUAAACACCCCUUCUGCCAGGAGAAGAUGAUCUUCGUUACCAUGGAGAAUGUGGCUCGCUUCAAAGGGCAGGAAUACUGCCUGCACCCUAAGCUACAGAGCACCAAAAACCUGGUGAAGCGCUUCAGGAUUUGGAAAGACAAGAACAGGGUCUAUGAAGCCUAAAGCCCUCCAGGACUCAAAAGGACGGAGGAAAAAAACAUCCAUCGAUUAGACUGUUUUCAUGAAGCACAAGACAUAUCCCAAAACAAACCUUUAUGGCUUCCUCAAUUACACAGUAGGGUGAGAUUUACCAAGGACAUACAAAUCAGUAUACAGCUGUGCCAUUGUUUUUUAAAGAAUGAAGUCAAUAAGGCAUGUUAGUAUCGCGGACAUAAGUAUUUUUCAAUCACACACUUCGUAGUAGUAUGUCCUCUGUGUAUAUAUUAGACUAUUUACCAAUUUCAGAAUUAACAUGCAAUGCUGUAGGGAAGGUCCUUGAUAAGUCUGGUCCACCGAGUGUUUGGAAUAGAAGAUAAAAACAUUACACCCCUAAACCAUAAAUGUCUGUUCCAGGAACAAGGUUGAGUGUUACAGAGCGUAUAAUGGGGUCCACUGUUUCUUACUUGUAUCCUCUCAGAUUUACACGUUGUGUCUUUCUGUCCUUUCCAGAAGCAGACAAACAUAGCAUACGUGUGUAGUUAAACGGAUAAAGGGAAUUGUUUUGUUAAAAAUAUAUUUUUAUUUUUUUCCUGUUCACUUUUAUAAACUAUGUAUUUAUUUUUACUGUAAGACCCAGCAUCGUAGUUUCUGUCUUAUUAUUUUCAUACUUAAAUACAUUAUUGCGAAGAGAUUAUAAUGCAAACCAGGCAGAUGUGUGAAAAGGGAAGUGUAAAUUCUAGUGAAUGUCUCAGCCCUAGAUUUAGUCCUGGGUGCCAGUGGGUAACAUUUACAGGAUAAUAUUGACACACCUUUAAAUAAUGGUUAUUUGAACAUUGCCCCCAAUAUUGUAAUAUGUUGGCAUGAUUUGAAAUGAGAAUAUGGGGAUUCCUAUCAGUGACUCACCAGUGCUUGUUGCUUGUUGAAACAUUCCCUCUCUCCUGUCAAAUUAAUUAGGCUUACUUUACUUCUGUGAUCAGUAACCAAGGUCAGCAGCUUUUCACUCUUUUCAUCUUUUCUCUUCGACUGUAAUCUUAAUUGUUUGAAUCUCGCUGGUGGUAAAGCAGUCCCAUUGCUCUUUUAGACAAAAUCCGAAAAGAAAUCAUUUAUCAUUUCCAAUGUUGUCUUAAGGUAUACACUUCCAUUGUCAAACCGGUUAGUCAGCAUUCAAAUGCUCUUUAAUGCGUUUUGUGAUGGACUGCAUAGCUAUUUUUUUUUAUUUCCCUGGUAUGAUCCAAGACUAUUCCAUAUUAUUGCUAUGUGAGUAACCACCCAGUGAGGUUAAUUACUUCCAGGGUUUAAUUAUUUUGUAAGCUCUUAUUAUCAUUAAUAUUUGAUAUGAGGCCAUUUGCAUUUUCCACCAAACUGAAUGUUACGUCUAAUACUAUUAUUUGCUAAACCUGUAUUCUACUUGAUUUGUAUCCUAUAUAUAAAUAUAUAAAUAAGCAGCUUGUAAAUAGACCAAUAGCCUAUGGUACAAUCAAAUCAAAUUCAUUAUAUCUUAGUGUAAUGUAUUGUAUUACUGGAGUUAUCGUUUUGCUAUGUAAAUGUUCAAUAACAGAAAUAUUCAAGUUUUAGCAUCGGGGCUCACCCACCCAACACAUCUCUCCAAGAAAUCCCAAGGAGUGUAUGUAAUGACCAAGCAAUAAAAUGGUUUGAAACAACAAUUAAA
Molecule: messenger RNA, 2214 nt
Organism: Conger conger (European conger)
Lineage: Eukaryota; Metazoa; Chordata; Actinopteri; Anguilliformes; Congridae
Gene: cxcl14
Product: chemokine (C-X-C motif) ligand 14
Exons: 4
Coding region: 270-569 (99 amino acids)
Biological process (GO): cell chemotaxis; antimicrobial humoral immune response mediated by antimicrobial peptide
Cellular component (GO): extracellular region
Molecular function (GO): chemokine activity
Source: RefSeq, a predicted model, not a curated record